Molecule: messenger RNA, 1924 nt
Organism: Macadamia integrifolia
Lineage: Eukaryota; Viridiplantae; Streptophyta; Magnoliopsida; Proteales; Proteaceae
Exons: 1
Coding region: 1331-1915 (194 amino acids)
Source: RefSeq, a predicted model, not a curated record
CCUGCGGAGAGCCCUUGGAACCUCGACACAUGGCUCGGCACAAUCCGAUGGCAAUGAUCGGUUUCCCUCAUUGGGUCUCCAUUUGCUAGAUUUUGGGUCAAGACCCAAGUCUCCCUCCCAUCUCAAACCCCCUCAUCUAAUGCUUCGCUCUGAAACGCGGUGAGUGAAACCACCGCUCGAUCUUUCUUCCUCCUCCCUCUUCUUUCUCCCACCAGUGGCGGGCUGCAAAUCCUAAUGAUCCCUUAUUCACCGAUGGAGACAACGGCUAUGUGGUCUUCGAUCAUUCGGUAUGUUCCUUCACCACUUUUAAUACCCAUCUCCUCUAUAAUCCAGAGCUUCAAGUGUUGGCUGCCAUGGUUGGGAUCCCCUAUUCUGCCAGUCCAGAGGUUGUAUUGGCUGAAGUGGUCGGGGUUUUGAAGGUCUUGGAGCGAGACACUACUAGUAGUGCAGUGAAUUGAAAUUUCUAUUGAGUUGCUCAUAACAAAAUCCUUCUGUUUUGCUGAAAUUAAAAUAGAUUAUGAGGGUUCAGUUCAGGAGUACUUUAGCGGCCAUUCUGGUUUUAUCUUCCUGUAGUUUAUCUUUCUAUCAGUAGAAUAUCCUCUUCUCCACCUUGUUCUUCAAUUUCUUCUCUCUCUCUUUCUCUCGCGCACAUUUGGGGAAUGGUUUUCUGAUAAACAAAAAAAGAUGGGAGACGAGUGGGAGGGAUAAAUGAGGAAGAGACCUGAAAAGAGGAUCGAAGAGAGAGUAGGAAGAAAGAAGAGGGAGGAAGGAAACUUGGGUUUUGACCCGAAAUCCAGACAAUGAAGACCCAAUGAGGGAAAACACUCUUAACCGUCGGAUCGUGCUAUUCCAUGUGUCGAGAGCUAUAGGGCUCUCCGCCAGUCUCCGCCAACAAUGCUCUCCACAGACGAUGUUUUCCCUAGGUUCAACUGGGGCUAGCCCUUCUUGAUCUAACUUGAAAGCAGUACAUAUAGGUAUGCCAUGUAUAAGGCUUAGCCCAAGGGAAAAUAAUCCUCUGUUUUUCUCAUCCUUGUUUUUCCUUGUUUUGCUACCUGCAAAACGCGACACGUGGACAACUUUAAGACCAACGCACUGGAUGUAAUAAUCCUCACCCAAUCUUGACCGUUGGUCUUCUUGUUGUACACGUGUCACGUUCUGUAGGUAGCAAAACAAGGAAAAACAGGGAUGAGAAAAACAGAGGGUUUUGAUCCUAGCCCAAGACACUCCACGACAGCCACCCGUUCUGAAAGAGAAGAAAAGCACUUGGGAGUCUGGUAUUACUAUCACAGUAAGAGCAGAGAGAGAAAGAAAGACACAGAGAGAUUAGAGAAUGACAACCUGUGCCCUGAAAUCUCAUAUUUCUCUGCCGAUGCAAUCUAACCUCAAUAGGUCAACCGCUGAACCUACAACCCAUCUCAUCCUUCCCCUCAAAACCAAGCCACGAAGAAACCCUUCAGAUUCAAAACAACAAAGCCUAAUUAUAAAAAGGUUCAGUGAGGAAAGCAACAGGGACAAGAAGAAGCCUCUCACCAGCUUAAGCUUCAAACCUGAUGUCCCUAGACCUUCACAGAAAAGGACUGAUGGGCUCCGAAGGUUUGUGAUAUUGGGUGCUGCUUCACUUGGGUUGGCAGUUCUACUUGCAGGCAUAGAUAAUGGGAAUAAGGCCUUGGCUCUGGGUCCUGAAGGGCCUUUGGUAGAGGAGUUUUGGGACAAUAUGAGGAGAUAUGGUCUAUAUAUUGUUACGGUGAGCACUGGAGUUAUUUACACCGUCUUCCAGCCUAUUCUGGAGCUGUUGAAGAACCCAAUCACUGCAAUUCUGGCCAUAACCAUCUUAGUGGGCAGCGUUUACAUUGUUACCCAAGUGCUUUCAGCUAUGGUUGGUGUCUCUAAUUUUUCUUAUGAUUAUGGCUAUUAGUAUUUAGAG